AUGAAGACAAGCUUCAACACCACCUCAUUUCACAAGGCUCAUUUUUCUCCAAUAUCAUUAAACAUUCACACUCUCAUUCAACUCUAUUGGUCCUCCGUUCAGAGUAAACUUCCGAAGAAUAUAUUUAACUUCACUAUCCGGUAUAUAAAUAACACUCUUCCGACUCGCAAAAACCUUCUGAAAUGGGGAAUAUCACCAACAUCCGAAUGUUCGUUUUGUUUGAAUCCAGAAUCACUUCUUCACGUCGUCGCUGGAUGCAAGACCUACCUAAAUGAAGGACAUUUCACGUGGCGUCAUGAUUCAGUGCUUAACUUCAUAGCAUCCAUACUUAAAUCUGUGAACCAUUGUAACCUUUAUGCUGACCUUCCUGGCUAUAUCAGUCCAUCUGUUAUCACCGGAGAUGAAUUGCUCCCUGAUCUUUUGAUAACACUUGAAAACAAAUGUAUUUAUAUACUUGAACUUACCGUCGGAUUUGAAUCUAAUCUCCUCACUAAUGCAACUCGAAAAAGACAAAAAUAUCAAGAUCAAAUUAACGAACAGCUCAAAAAUUAUGAAAAAGUGAAAUUUGUUAAUUUAUCGAUUAGCUCAUUAGUAGAUUUCAGCCACCCGUCGCUAGAUUUCACCGCAAUGCUGAAGGAUCUAAAGUUUGAUGAACAAUGUAGAAAGUACUAUGUUCGGAAAAUUAUUAACAUAUGUAUCAGGUCCUCGUAUUAUAUAUUCUGUAAGCGUAACAAAGAAUGGGAUAACCCACAACUAAUGUCAUACUAA
Messenger RNA from Paramuricea clavata, 768 nucleotides. The record is from the annotation of a GenBank genome assembly. NCBI's taxonomy places the organism in Eukaryota, Metazoa, Cnidaria, Anthozoa, Malacalcyonacea, Plexauridae.